AUGAUUGUAAAAUUAUACAGUAUUCUUCCAAUUAAACAUAUCAUAAGGCAAGGAUGGAGAUAUCAAAUACCUAAAAUUAUAAAACGAAGUGCUACAAGUGGAAUAAAUUUAAAUCUUUCACCUAAAGAAAUAAUUGAACAAAAACAAGCCAAACAUAAAAGAAUUCGUAAAGAUGGUGUUUUAUAUAUGGCACAUAAUCCUAAGCCGAUUAAGAAUGAUACUAAAAAAGCCUUUUUUAAGAGAUCAGAUAAAGGUCUUUAUGCUAAUUGCUGUAUUCGGUUUGGAAAUAAUGUCCCAAAAUCAAAACAUAAAACUCGGAGAAAAUGGCUUCCAAACAUCCAGAAAAAGUCAUUAUAUAGUAAAGCAUUAAACACAUUUAUUCAAUUAAAAGUUUCAAUGCGUGCUCUCCGAACAAUUGUAAAAGUUGGUGGACUUGAUGAAUAUGUAACAGGAAACAAACCAGCAAGAUUAAAAGAACUAAGUGCCCGUGGCUGGGAACUCCGAGAAAUGGUACUGGCAGCACAAAGCUAUAAAGAUGCAUCCAAUGUAGAAGAGUCGAAGGAUAAAAAAGAAUCAUCUUAA
Molecule: messenger RNA, 582 nt
Organism: Pneumocystis jirovecii RU7
Lineage: Eukaryota; Fungi; Ascomycota; Pneumocystomycetes; Pneumocystales; Pneumocystaceae
Product: ribosomal protein L28
Exons: 1
Coding region: 1-582 (193 amino acids)
Biological process (GO): translation
Cellular component (GO): ribosome; mitochondrial large ribosomal subunit
Molecular function (GO): structural constituent of ribosome
Source: RefSeq, a predicted model, not a curated record